AUGGGAAGAGAUUCCCGCCGAUCCUAUCGACACUGCCAGGAUCAAUCACCUUCCAGCUCGACCCCUGCCACUUGCUCUUUCACCACCAUCCUUCCUCCCAUCUCCACGCUCACACAUGCCCCUAUCUCUCGAAGCCGCUCCUCGUUCGCUUCCAGCUCGGCCUCUUUGUCCAGCCCUUCGUCCUCUCAUUCCACGUCCUCUCGAGCUAGCGGUCCCAUCGAACCUCAGAGCCCUCUCGACGGACAGCCUCUCCUCAGUUCUACGCGGAACAUGAACAUUGCUUCUCGCUCCAACGCCCACCGAUCUGGGCACCCAAGUAUGCCUCACGAGCAUCACUCUUCCAACACGGACAGCUAUCAUCACUCGCAUCGGCACUCUGCACCUUUGCAUCACACUCGUCCCGCCGUGGAGGAUGGUUCACAUUUGUGGGGUGAUGGUAUGAAAGGUAUCUGGAACAGUCUUACAGGUGCUCCUCAUCCCAAGUCACGCUCUCCCGUCGCCGCUGCCGGUACCAACUCCAAAGUCGAAUACCUUGAACCCUCUCGUCCCUCUGACGUCGAGGCUGCUACUUCUACCUGGGACGUUCCCCGCGACACUGUCGCCAUGACUAUGGGCUUUCAAAAUAGCUACGAGGAUCGAUCUUUCCAGUCUCAGCAAGUCUGGCAGCCACAGCAAAUGUCCAACUAUCCUGCUGACGCCCACCAGCAGCAGCAACAGCAAGCUCACCUCAACCACGCCUCUUCUUACUCGAGCAUGCCCGCUCCAUCGGGACUUGCCGCUGCUUCCGCAGAUCCGACCAGGCCACGCGGUGCCUCGGGCGGCACUGACCGUCACUAUGCUCGCAGGCCCAAUUAUCCACAGCACAGCCGUCCCGGCGAAGCUUGCACAGACGCCUCCAGCGGUGGUCAAUGGUGGGGAGAUGCCGACGCGAACCCAGUUGCAGAAGAGGCAAAUCAUUAUGGUGCUCGCAGGCUGCAGCCUCCCCAGCUGCCAGAGACACGCUCAGCUUCUCGACCUACCUGGUCCAACAACGGUGGCUUCGAGAUGAGCGGCUACGAGUCCCCUCAGUCUACGCUUGGCAAGCGACAGUACGAUGAAGAGGCCAUCGCCUCCUCCACCUCGCAUGGCGUGGCUGCCGACAACAGCGACAGUGCCGCGGUUCGCAGGUACUCUCUCAACCCCAACCUGUCCUUCUCACGUCCAUCAGCCCCGAUCAGCAGCAUGAUGAACAGCUACCGACCUUUGCACAGUGAUCCUAAUCGACCCUCGCUUCCUUCUGAUCCGUACGGUGUGCAGCCGCCAGCGUCGACAGCGCAGCGAACAGGUUACUCGAAUCCUUCGCAUUACAACCCUUGGGAUGGAGCGACUUCACACUCUGGCCUCCCCGGCAUGACCAACUCCGACUCAUCACCCAGCCUUUCAGGUUGGCGCGACACCAACGUCAUGCGAUACGGUAUAGAGGCCACUGGCUAUCCAUCGCCAAGCGGUAUACCCGGAGGACCCGUCGACAAGCGUCAGCAACGUGAUCGAUCUUCUUCGACCGCUUCGGCUGUGCAGCAAUCCAACAACCUCGCCAACAACCUCGCCAACAACCUCACCAACAACCUCGCCAACAACCUCGCCAACAACCUCGCCAACACGCCCUUCCACAUUACCACUGACAUUGUUCUCCGUGCGCCUGCAGGAAGCAAGAUGGAAGACGUUUACUAUGAUCAGCACUGCGAGCUUCGCACAGGCAUGGCUGACCCGCCCGCCUCGGACUUUGAGGUCGAGAACGAGGAGGACCGUCCUCGUCUGCAGACCGACAAGUUGCGAUUCCCUGGUGACCUCUAUACGCCUCGAUGGGUUCGUGGCUCAGGUAAUUCCCGUGAAGCCUGGUGUGAUCGAUGUGAGAGCGGCAACUGGCUCCAGCUCAAGAACUCGCAGUACUGGUACGAUCAAGUGCACAAGCACGGCAUCUCGUCGGUCUCGGGUCUCCGCUUCACCGCCCCUACACACCUCAAGAUCUACGCCGAUGCAGCGGGCACUGUUGAAGGCAAGUGUCAUCAGUGCAAGGAGUGGGUCUUGAUCUACACUGCCAAGCGACGCCGCAACUUUGCCGCCUUCUUCAAGCACGCUCAUGCCUGCCACUCGUAUCGUAAGGCCAGUGCGGUUGGCAACGGCCCCUACGUUGAGCACAACCCUGGCGGACACCGAAAUAAGAAGGGCACCGGCUCGCCGAUAUGA
Ustilago hordei is the source of this 2226-nucleotide messenger RNA. RefSeq lists its product as uncharacterized. The transcript has a single exon. The record is from RefSeq and is a predicted model, not a curated record. NCBI's taxonomy places the organism in Eukaryota, Fungi, Basidiomycota, Ustilaginomycetes, Ustilaginales, Ustilaginaceae. The coding region runs from base 1 to 2226 and encodes 741 amino acids.